CAGACCAGCAAUAGCUUUUUCUAAAUAUAUUUUUAUUACAAUAAUAUGCCAGUAGUAAUGCCAAUGAGCUACAAUUUAAUUUAUCGAUAAAAAGCAUAAUAACAAGUUUAGGAAUUUCAUGGAGAUAGUUUUGAGUAUAAUUUUUUGGCUAUCAUGAACAUGAUAUCAAGAACCUAAUUAUUUAUAACACUACAAUUUCAAAUUUGUGUUUUUUACAUUAAUUUUGUGUUAUAUAUUAUAUUGUAUAUUGUAUUAUAUAUUAUACCUUGUACUUUAGAAACGUGACUAUCUAUAGAUAUCUAUGAAUAUGUUAUAAUAUUUGACAAUUUAACCUGUCUAAACCAUCAUUUAUAAAUCUUUAAUUAUAUUUAAAUUAUUAGUUAUAACUGUCAACAAAAAUUCUUUGUUUAUUUAAUGGACCCCACUAAUCAAGCAAUUGACAAAUUAUUUGAAUCCAAUAAGGAACAUCCUUUGAAAAGGGAUCUCGAUAUUUUCAAAAAAUUAUUCGAAAGAUUUAAGGCUGACCCCAAAACCCAAGUAGAAUGGGAUAAACUACAAACAUUACCUGAAGAAGCUAUAAUCGACUACACUACAUUAAAUACAGAACGUGACAAGAGUAUUGUGAAGAGUAUGCUACAAAAAAUUAUAAUAGUAAAAUUAAAUGGAGGUUUAGGAACUUCAAUGGGCUGUCGUGGCCCCAAAUCUAUUAUUCCCGUAAGAGAUGGUUUAACGUUUCUAGAUCUAACACUACAACAACUACAGGUCUUGAAUUGUGUUUUUGGUGUUAAUAUACCGUUGGUAUUAAUGAACUCCUUUAAUACACACGAAGAUACUUUAAAAAUUUUGAAAAAGUAUACAAAUUCCAAUGUUCAUAUAUUUACUUUUAACCAAUCUUGCCAUCCAAGAAUUCAUAAGGAAACCUUACUGCCAAUACCUACAACGUUGGACAUUCAAUCCAAUUUGGAUGCCUGGACUCCACCAGGACAUGGAGAUUUUUAUGUGAGUUUUAAGAACUCUGGUCUUUUGGAUAAAUUUCUUGCCAAAGGCAAAGAGUAUUGUUUUCUUUCGAAUGUUGAUAAUUUGGGUGCUACAGUAGACAUCAAUAUUGUUAAUUAUAUACUGGGUUCUUCCGAAUCCAAAUGUUUUGGACACGAAUGUGUUCUUGAAUUAACAAACAAAACUAGAGCUGACGUUAAAGGUGGUACUUUAAUUAAAUACGAAGAUAAAUUAAGAAUUUUGGAAAUAGCUCAAGUACCAAAAAAACAUGAAUCAGAAUUUAAAUCUGUGAAAAAGUUUAAGUUAUUUAACACUAACAAUUUAUGGAUCAAACUUGCUGCCAUUGACCGUCUUUUGAGCGAAGACAAACUUAAUUUAGAUAUUAUACAAAACAACAAAACUUUGCCGGACGGCACCCCAGUGAUACAGCUGGAAACUAUAGUGGGUGGUGCUUUGCAAUAUUUUGAAAAUGUCGUUUCAAUAAACGUACCUAGAUGUCGAUUUCUGCCGGUAAAAAAAUGUAAUGAUUUGUUAUUAGUAAUGAGCAAUUUAUAUACUAUGGAACACGGAUUCUUGAAAGUAUCGCCUGACAGAAUGUUUCCUGGAAUGCCAGAUAUUAAAUUGGAUGAUAAAUUUUUUUCUAAAGUGGAUGAAUUUUUGAAAAGGUUCGGAUCUAUACCAGAUAUGUUGGAUUUAGAUCAUCUUACAGUUAUGGGAGAUGUUGUCUUUGGAAAAAAUGUUUCGUUGAAGGGAACGAUUAUUAUAAUUGCCGACAAAAAUAAGAAAAUUGAAAUUCCUUCUGGUGCAGUUUUGGAAAAUAAAAUCAUUUUAGGAGAUCUACUUUUUAUGGAUUAUUGAAAGCACAAAGCUCAAUUUUAAAGAAUAUGAUUUUAAUUGGUGCAUUAAUUUUAAAAUAUCCAAAUAUUAUUGAACGUAACAUAUAUCAUUUUAUUUACAAAAAAAUCAGAUAUAUGAUAUAUAUUCUUUUUAAUUUUUGAAUUAAUUUGAAACACCAACAUUUGUGAAUGAGUGUUAGACGUUCUAGUCAACAGUAGUACGUAAAUUAAUAACUUAAGAAUCAUACCCAGUUAUUAUUCUUAGUUUAUAAUAAAUUGAUGGUAUUAACAUGGUAAAACAUAUAUUUUUUAUAAUAGUCUGUAUAUGAUGUACAAAUUGAUUCAGCAGAAAAAAAUAUUGGACUACUAAUAGUUACUUCAAAUGAACAACAAACGAUAAUUCCAAAUUAUUAAUAUAUUAUUAUUAAUAUAUA
This is a messenger RNA of Aethina tumida (small hive beetle), 2266 nucleotides long. RefSeq names its product UTP--glucose-1-phosphate uridylyltransferase-like. Gene Ontology annotation, molecular function: UTP:glucose-1-phosphate uridylyltransferase activity. NCBI's taxonomy places the organism in Eukaryota, Metazoa, Arthropoda, Insecta, Coleoptera, Nitidulidae. The record is from RefSeq and is a predicted model, not a curated record. The transcript has 6 exons. Gene Ontology annotation, cellular component: cytoplasm. The coding region runs from base 415 to 1854 and encodes 479 amino acids. Gene Ontology annotation, biological process: UDP-alpha-D-glucose metabolic process; glycogen metabolic process.